GCUGACGGACUGCGUGCACCGCUGGACUGCGUGCCGUCCAGGUCCUGCCUGCUCGCAGGGCGCGGGAGCCGGGCACGUGGGCAUCCGAUGCUCCCCAGAGCCGGACUGGCAGAGCGAUGGACUUGCACAGGCUAAGAUGGAAGUGACCUGAGGCCUCGGCCAGGCGGGUCCCUCGCGAAGGACAGCUUGAGAGUCGGCGCACGGGCUUGUCUGGGGAGCAGUAUGCAGGAAGCUGGCUUUCAGGCCACAAAUGCUUUCACAGAGUGCAAAUUCACCUGCACCAGCGGUAAAUGCUUGUAUCUUGGUUCGCUGGUCUGUAACCAACAGAACGACUGUGGGGACAACAGUGAUGAAGAAAACUGUCUCCUGGUGACUGAGCAUCCACCUCCCGGCAUCUUCAACUCGGAACUGGAGUUUGCCCAGGUCAUCAUCAUUGUCGUGGUGGUCACGGUGAUGGUCGUGGUCAUCGUCUGCCUGCUGAAUCACUACAAAGUCUCCACGAGAUCCUUCAUCAACCGCCCAAGCCAGAGCAGGAGGCAGGAGGACGGGCUGCAGCCGGAAGGGUGCCUGUGGCCUUCAGACAGCACCGUGCCACGGCCGGGGACCUCGGAGAUCAUGUAUGCCCCGCGGGCCAGGGACAGGUUCACUGCCCCGGCCUUUAUCCAGAGGGAUCGGUUCAGCCGCUUCCAGCCCACUUACCCAUAUGUGCAGCACGAGAUCGACCUCCCUCCCACCAUCUCCCUGUCCGACGGUGAAGAGCCGCCUCCUUACCAGGGGCCCUGCACCCUGCAGCUCCGGGACCCUGAACAGCAGCUGGAACUCAACCGGGAGUCCGUGAGGGCCCCUCCCAACCGAACCAUAUUUGACAGUGAUUUGAUAGACAUCUCCAUGUACAACGGGGGCCCGUGCCCGCCGAGCAGCAACUCGGGCAUCAGUGCAACCACGUGCAGCAGUCACGGGAGGCUAGAGGGGCCGCCCCCGCCCUACAGCGAGGUGGUGGGCCGCUGCCCAGGCGCCUCUUUCUUCCAUCACCAGCACGGCAGCAACACGCACAGGGGCAGCAGACUGCAGUUUGUGCAGAACAACCCAGAGAGCACAGUAGUACCCACCAAAGGCAAGGAUAGGAAGCCCGGGAACCUGGUCUGAUCGCUUCCAACGGUGCACUUGACUCGAGGAGAAAGACACCGAGGCAGGAGGAGGCCGCGCUGGGCCCCUCCUGUGCACAGUGUUGUUCAGUUUUACGUGGUACAACUAAGUAAAACCAAAUGUGCAAACACAGUCUUUGUUUCUGAGUCCUUUCAGGGGAAUUGCAUGUAAACUACACUGAAAUAAUACAAACUUCCAUCCGGUUUGACCGCGAACAGUGUUUAUUUGGGGGCGGGGGUUGGGGCGGGAAUGGUUUUGGCACAGGGUGGGCAGGGGGGAAAAGUGAGAAAGGGAUGCUGUGAAGAGAGGGUGAAAUUGAACCUGCAGAGGCAUUUGAAUGAUUUAAUUCUGAAAGGAGACUGCGGAUGAGUGAGGCCACAGUGGCCGGUUUUAUAAUUCAUGGAAUCAAAAAGGAAGCAUUAUUAUAUAUUAUCGGGAGGAAGAAUCAGCCAGUCUGCUUUUUCCUCCAAGGUGUGGAACUUUUCUUUUGUUUUAAGAGUAUGAGUCAAAAUUCCUGUUUUGUGUGCCAAGGUCUAAAGUGGAGAAGUCGGAUGAAUGCAAGGAACUCCUCUGUGUUGUGCUGCUGUGUCUCAAAGCUUGCACUACCUUCAUGUUUAUCUAGGAGGGCACUGUUUGCACCUGGAAUUCUGUGUGUUGUCUCUUCACCUGUGCAUUGUUCCUAGGCCCAGGGGAUACCCCAGAAUGUUCCCCAGAGUCCUGCAACGAAAGGUAUUUGAGGAUAUAGCCUGGUGUUCACCAACUUAGGCAAAUAAAGGAAAGCUAUCCCUGCUGCUAGAAUUCACAUCAAGUAGCAGUGUGUCCCUGAAGCCUCUGAAACCCUUUUGGGUGAGAGACAGGAAACACCAAGUGUGGCAUUUCAGGCUUGUUAUCUGAGUUACUCUGAGCGUUCUCAGCCACAUAUUUUAUAAAAAGGAAACGACACAUGCAUUUAUGUAUCCAGUACCACGCGGCGCUGCCCUCCCCCUCCGCUAGUGCCGUUCCUCCCGUAAUUUAGAUUUUUUUUCACUGUAGCAUGAAAUAUAUUCAGAUACAUAUUUUAUUUUAUGCAAUAAAUUGUUGAAAGUGCAAGGUGGCUAUUUGAGUACUGUUGAAAUAUGUGACUUCUCAGUGUGCCCCUCACCGCCUCCCCCCACUUUCCUGGAGACUCAGAGCAGGCCUUCUGCAGGGACAGUCGCCCCCACAUGGCCUUCAUGGGCGAGCCAUGCCAACAAUGGCUUCUGACACCUAGGAAGAAGCCCAAGGCGGUACACACAGCCAUGGCGUCUCUCGGGCAUUGGCGAUACAGUCUGAGAGGAUGCGUGCCCUGGACGCCCCCACCCCUGGCGCCACGCCUUCCUGCGGGGCUUGGCCCCCUCCCCCCCAAACCCUCAGGAAGCGUGGUCAGCAGAGGAGGGGCCGUGGGGGAUGAUGUUAAGAGCACAGGAUAAAAAAGCACAACUUGCAGUUAAAAUGCAACUAGAAAAUGAAUUCUAAAUAUUCUCAGUUUUAAUAUUCCUAAUAUUUACAAACAUUCAUUCUUACAAACAAACAGAAAAACCUUCUGUCUUCUGCAGAUGUAAGUGCUGGCUUUUGUGCCAGCAGCAGCCAGUACUCGCGGUGAGUGCUGCACCGAGGUGGCAUGCCCAGGGGCGGAGCCUCUGCUCAGAACGCACUGAUUCCAUGCCCACCAUCCAUGCAGCUUUCGCGCCAAAUCAGCAUGUAUGCACACGUGCACGCGAUGGCGUCUGCCCGUGGGUCUCGGAGGUGACGCUUCCUCUGUGAGGUGCCCUUAAGCUGAGGGCUGGAGAGGCUGGUUGCUGAACCCAAGUCCUAUCUCACCCCAGUCUGCUGGUUUCUGCUUCUCAUCUUGGUAGGUGGGUAGGUCACUGGGCUUUUGUUUGCCUGGAGGACUGGGGUUGUCAUUAUAGGCAGAUGACCCUGUUUGACGUACACUUGAGGGACGCAGUGGAAAUUCGGAGGCUGGACUCAGUCUUGUCCCAGUGGAGCUCAGGGGGCUGUCAGGGCAGAGGUCACCCCGGUCAGAGCUGGCCUUUCCCGCUGUUUUUCAAGUCUGAACUUGAGAGCAGCUGGGACUGCCAUGACCCAAAGCCUCCCCCUUGUCCUCCAGUUGAGACCUCACUUUUGGGGACCCAGGUGGACUGGCCAGGGGAGAGGAUCAUCAUCAAUCCAGAUGUUAAAUCAGGUGACCUCUCCUUCCAGCUCCGACUCAAGACAAGUUGCACAGUCCUUACUUUCCUGCCUGCUCUAAGAAUGAGUGAAGAUUUCCAGCAGGGACUGUGGUGCUGGGAGAAACAUCUGGAGGGAACAAGCACCCCGGAACGCCCCCAGGGACUUCUCUCCCUUGUCCCGGGGGCUUCCAGCAGUGUGAAGCACAAGGCAUGCUGAAUCCCAUCUGUGAGAACACAGUCUUCUGGCACAGAUUUGCUUUUCAGAAAUCCUGGCGGUCCUCACACACUAAAGCAAUCGUUAAUGCAAAAGAGAUUGUGGAACCAAUUUUGCUUUUAAAAGUUGAUCUACUUUUUAUUGAUAAUGAAACCAGACCACCCUCCCAUACCUCAGGCACGCAUGCAAACACACACACACACACACACACACACGGACACAUGUCCAGCCUAUAAGAAUGCCCAACAUAGCAGGGGAGACUAUUUAAAAGUUACAAAAGUUUAUCACAAGGACUGUUCUUUUAUUCACUAAUUUUAGCUCAAACUGACAAGAGAUGAAACAGGAACCAGCAGAAAUGGAGAGGUCGCUUGACACCUGCAUAGGAACUGGGUACACACAUGAGUGAUUCUUGACUUUCUAAGUUUCUCCAUUUGAUCGUCUUUAUCACAAUGAGAAGGACUUAACAGGAGGUGCUUUAGACAGUACCUCUGACCUAGAAGAAUCUGUUCAGAUCACUGAUUCUCCCUCAGAGCCAGUGGUUCCCCUCUGGGACCUGAGUGACUUCCCAUGUUGCACCUGAUUGUUCUCUGUAAGACUCCUAACUGUGUCCUCACACCAGACUUGGGCUGAUCUACAGAGACUGCCAGCGUGCCACCCAUUGCUCCCCUCAAAAGAGAGCCUGCUUGCAGGUGCGUGCUGAGUUGUGCUACUUAGGGAAGCAACACUCAUUCUAGUUGCCUGCCAUGCAUUUUUCUUAGACCGUCCAAAGCUCCACAGUGUAUGAGGGAAAGCUAAACUGGGGAGGGUACUUGGUUCCUGUUCCCCUUUGCUUUUCUUAUCUAAGUGAUUAGAGCCAGUGCUUGGUGCCACUCCUGGGCCCCAGUAACACGGUUGCAGCCCCUCCCCUUGUCUGCACCAGCGGCUGCCCAACCUUUAUGUGCGAGCCUGAGCCCCUCCAGACCUUCCUCUGCUCCCCUUGACUGGGGGCCGCAUCCUCAGUGAAUUUAGGAAGAGCAAGUUGUCAAGGGAAGCUGUCUCCCUUCUGUAAAGUGGGGAAUCACACUCUGUAACGGUGACAGGGGACAGGAGACGUUGCAUUCACCCCAGGUCACAAAGGAGAGGUCUCAGCAGCUGCACUGCCCACAGCAUAAAGCACUCUGCACCAUGCAGUAGCCCACGUUGUCUAGGAAUCCAGAUGUCAUUUACCCUAUGUUAUUUCUACACCCAUAGCGCCGCAUCUCUCACGUUGUUCAGGUUUGUGUCACUGCCAGGGUGGGGCAUUCAUUUGCUUGCUGCUGCUGCUUCUGCCCCCACUGCAGGAGGCUGCUGUCCGGGAGCCUAGGAUGACUUGCUGGGACAGCACCGUCUUCCUUCCUCCUUGGCUUGCCUCCCUCGGCGUGUGCUUGUUUGUGUGCAUCGCGGUAGGAGUCAGAGGAUGUGGAGAGCACAUCCCGGCUGCACGCGCCUGUCGCAGGCGCCCUCUGCUUGCAGAGACCGGCGUGGCAGUUUUCAAGCCACUUAGGCACCCGGUGUUCCCACUGCAGCAGAAAUGGGAACAGAGCCCCCUCCUGCCCUCGAUGCGCCCACCUUUGCUGUGCCUCACUUGCAAUGGUGCUUUCUCAGUUGUCUGUCUUUUCUUAGGUUUUUAUUUGUAAGGUGCUGUACAUAAGUUGAAUAUAUUAUGCACAUAUCCUACCCAAUGGGUAGAACAGCAAAUUGUUCAUACUGUAAAAUAAUGUACAGAUCAUACCAAUUUUAACAGAAAGGGCAUAGAAUUUGUGAAUGCCUAUGUGCUUCGUCCUCUUUUGUAAGGAAAUUUGCAAAUGGAUGCAUACAGAUAAAAGUCUAUGUAGUUUAUUUUCCUAUUAAAUAUCAAUAUUAUAACACAAGGGAAAGAAGUCUGAGCAAGCAACAGUUUAUGACCAGCAUAUAUAUUAGCAAUCCAGAGUUGCGUCUUUGCUGUGAAAACACUUAAAGUCAAUUUGGAAAAGCCCCACGGCUCUGUGGUUGCCACCAGAUGCUUCCGAUUAUAAUCAUGUUCGUUGUGCUCAUUUGGACCAGUGUUUGUUCUGUUUGAGUCCGGGAAAAAUGUGGACUUUUCAGCUUGCUUUUUGAACUCACAGGAUCCCAUGUUGCAGGACAAGCAAGGUGUCCAGCUUCAGUGCAAGGUGCACCUUUUUUGUUGUUAAAACUGUCAACCCUGAGUAACUCUGCCUGCAGCAAGGGGCACUGCUUAGCUACAGGGGCAUUUAUGCCCACGUGGGCCCCAAGUCUCUCUGUGCCUUUUUCCUGUAUGAACUGAAGCUGUGGAGCCAAUGAACUAACAGUAGAGCUGGGAGGGAAAGCCAAGUGCAUUCAAGAGAAGAGCCUGGUCUGAGGAAAAAAAUGUGUAUGGGUUACACAUUUUUAGAUGGGAACUGGCUGCCUGCCAGCCACGUGAAAACUGUCCUGUCCAUUCCUUCUGGUGUCCCCUCGGCAAUCCUCAUCCCUCCAAAACGAGGUUCUGCCAUCGGCCAGAGACGACGCAUUCAGCUGUGUGUUAAGUUACACCUCCCUUCCAGCUCGGUUGUUAGUGUCCGAUUGUGACCACUGUAUUUUCUCCACGUGUUCUAAUAUUUUGUUAAAGGAAGAAAGACUUGUAACACCAUGUUCGUGAAAAGCAGAGUUGAAUCCAGGGCAUGGGGACCCCUGAUUGUUGUCCAUAAAAAUCAGUCCAUAGAAGUUUGCCUGCCAGAUCCCUAUUUGCAGUUUUUAAUUCCCAUAAAUCCCAUGUGUUUUCUUUGCCGUGGCAUAUGUGCCACUUCUGGAACAUCCCAAAAGUCAGACCUGUCACUCCUGCGCUCCUCCGUAAGGUGGAAAGGCCCCCAUGGUGUCACUGUCAGUGCUGAGUGGGUGAGGUCAGCCCUUCUUCCAGAACCCAUCUAAAAGGGCAUUGGAUGACCCUCUCGCAUGGGCAUUGCAUGGGGGCCCCCUCUGCACACCGCAGGGUGCACCCGAGGGACCCAGCAUUAGGACAGAGGUGCGUUACUGUCAGACACGAAGCUCCCUCUACUAAGUUUGACCUCUUGGGAGAACCAGCGAGUGUGAGAAGGUUCUGAGCUGUGUGCCUGUACCAGAGCUGAGGCUUAAACUUCACUGACAGUGAAACCGGCUCAUUUUAACCUGCUUGUUAGCAUACUGCUGUUUUUCAUUCUGUGGCUUUCAAAAAUCACAUUUUCUCAUUGUAUGCUUGUCUAGUUUAAAGCUGUUUUAAAAAUAUGUACAAUACUAUUCACGGCAUUUCGGUCAUUUAAUUUUUAUUGCAAGGCAAUCUAUUAAGAAAGUACAAAUGUAUUUGAAGUUUUCAUUAUCUGUUUGUGAGCUAUGAUAAUCAGAAGUCAUUAAAGUCUUUUUUAAGAACCACUUUGCUUUUCAGCUUGAUUCCCAGUUACAUAGAGAAAGAUUUCCACUGUCGUAUAUCUGCCCCUUUGAACUGAGCGCCGGUACAGAGUUCUGAGGCCUGAGGUCUGUAACAAACACUUUAAAGAAAGAUGUUGCUCUAAAUGCUGUUUUCUUAGUCAUGAAAUCAAGAUUUUUCUGCUUGUUCUUAAUGCUGUGGCCAGACCAUACCACAAAAUCAUUAAAAAUAAACAGUGACAAACAUU
This is a messenger RNA of Oryctolagus cuniculus (rabbit), 7193 nucleotides long. RefSeq names its product low density lipoprotein receptor class A domain containing 4 (gene LDLRAD4). Gene Ontology annotation, molecular function: R-SMAD binding. The record is from RefSeq and is a predicted model, not a curated record. Gene Ontology annotation, biological process: negative regulation of transforming growth factor beta receptor signaling pathway. Gene Ontology annotation, cellular component: Golgi membrane; early endosome membrane. Lineage: Eukaryota; Metazoa; Chordata; Mammalia; Lagomorpha; Leporidae.